CACAUUUCCGCGUACGUGAGGGAAUUAUCAAAACAGGUUAGUGUUUUUACUGUUUCCUCUGGGUUUUGAAAGGAAGUUUCAAGUCUUGACUUAAGGGCAUAUGAAGGAAGCCAUUUCAAGAUAACAAGAUUAUAAACACAGCCAUUUGCAGACACAAGCUGAAGAAAUACAGGCUAUUUGAAAAAUUACAAACAUGGAGGAAAAGAUGAUGUUCGGUAUAAAUGGCAUGGAGCAAAACGAUGCAGGAGCUCUUACGCCUGAGCAGCAAGAAAAACUCAACGAAUUUAAGGUAAAUAUUCUGUUUUCUUCAACAAGAUUUUUCGGUUAAGAAGAGACAGACGGUUUUUAUUAUUCCAAUUUUUCACGCCCAUAGAUCAACACAAGGUUUGGAAAUGAGAGAUACUUGAGGGAACAUCCAGAAGUCUCUUGUCUUUUGACUGGUUUUCUUGGGUGAGUUUCUCUUUUUGUCGUAGCAUAACGAACAUGAAAAGAAGUCUUAUCGCAUUUGAUUUGCUGUUGCUCGACUUUUUCUUGAUGAUAAGUAUUUGAACUUAUGAAUUAUAGUCAACAGUAGUAAGUUUCAUACUUUCGUGACGUGUGUCUAAUUGCAUGCUUAACGUGUGCUCAGCGCUUCUUUUGAUGAUAUUGUAAUUCUCACGUCCUAAACCAAAAGUUGCGAAUGUAGCAAACCUGGCUUACCUGACUUGCUAAAUCGUUGAAAUUUGAAAUUUGUAAAGUAAAAUUGAUCAAGAGUGCAGUAUUGAUAUUGGUUUAAUAAUAAGUAAAUUACAACUAUCUUGUUCCUGUUCAUGGAGGGUUUUUAAGAGAUGGAGAACAUUAAGUUGUGAUAAUUUGUGUUGGUAAAUAAUGGUAAUUGAACUAAGUGGAGUGCAAUUUGGUCUAAAAACAACGUGUGAUUACAAAAUCGAAUGAGGCAAGCCGACCAAGGUGUCAAGUAUGAUUUCAGACCAAAUUUGCAUGACACGAAGUUCAAUUAACACUUUAUUAUAGCCAGUUUGAAAUCACAGAAUUCAGUCAGAACCAGUUCAUUGAUCAAGUAGCCGAUUUUUUGAAAAAUGGAAACAAAAAGGCUUUUACAACUCAGAAAUGAUAUGAUAUGGAACAAAAAGUGGUGUGAUUUAAAACAGAAGUGUUGUAAUUUAGAACCGUUGAAUGACGCAAUUUAGAACUGAUGUGAUUUAGAGCAAAAAAUAGUGUGAAUCUAAUUGCGGGGAUCACAAUUGAUUACAAAAUGAAUGUAAUAAAAGCAAUUAUUAUUAUUUAGUGCUGGGUCCAACAGCAUGAUGAUUCAGACGUACAGUAAAAAUGAUUUGUAGUUAACUUAAAAAUUGGCCAGCAGAGUAUAUCACUAGACCCCAGUUGUUGUAGUGGUGGACAUCACCAUUGUACCCUGGACAGACUUUCAGCCAGACAUUGAAAACUGGCCGUCCAGAAGGCUUGUUGUCCCAUAAAAUUAUAAGAGAUUAAGUGAAUUUUCCUUGUAUUUCUUCCAAAAAUGGGUGUCCAUAGGACGGCUGGACACCCUUCUGGCUAAAACCUUGACCCUGGCUAAAUCACUUUCCACCAGAUAACACAAAAUUAAUGGUUUCCCUAAAACUUAUAUACUGGAUAAUGAUUAAUGUCCAGUGGAUAACCCUACCGAAUGUUUGAACAACUUGGUUCCGGUCCACUUUGUCCUUUAAUAUGAGACUGCAAGCAAACUGAAAAGCUGGCUUUACACCCUAGGGCCCAGCUGUUGGAAGGCUGAUUAGCACUUGUCCAGGGUUAAAUUUUAAUGCGGGUUUCUUUUUCUUUUGUUAGAAAGCAUUUUCUUGGAUUGUUUUUCCUACUGUUUUUAGACCAUCCAAUCAUCAAAUUGUAGAGAAAAAGAAUAAAACUGAGUUUGCUUUUUAAGCUUUGAUAUCCAAAUUCAAAAUUUAGCACUAACCCUGGGUUAUCUUAACUCAGUUUUGAACAACUCAGCCCAGACCUUAAGGAUUUUAAGAGGAUUGAUGGUCUUUUUUAUCUUUCACAUGUCUGCAGAAGUAUUUUGCAAGAAAGACCAGAAAAUGUCAGAGAAUAUGCAUCAAGUGAGUGAGGUUUCUUUAGUACUUUCUCAACCACAUUAGCCUGUUCACAGGCCUUCUAUAUUUUUUCUCUUUAGAGUGUACACUGAGCUGAAAACCAUAAGAUUUUACUUACUUCUGGUGCAAGAGGAAAGUGCAAAUGAGAAAACAUGUUUUGUAGACAUCUUAUUUUAUGAGCUUGGAAAUAUAUUUUUUGUUAAAUACAGUGAAACCUGUAUUGAGCAGACACCCUCAGGGAAUGCUGUAGUGUCUGCUUAAUACGGGGUGUCCGCCAAAUUCAGGUUUUGAUAGAUAAAGUCAUAUGAGGUGUCAAAUGCCAUUCAAAUGAACACUAACAGUGGAAACGCUUAGAAUACUUGCACAGGCUAUGAUGAUAUACGUUUGCAUUUAAUCUUUAUUAAAGUGGACCAAUUGAUCAUAGUACUUUAAACAUAGAUUGCAACUCAAAUUUGAAGAAAUCAGACAAGUGAAACAAGCUCUAUACAAAAUAGAAAAAUAGAAAUAGAAAACAAUACUGUACAGUGAAACUAAUCAAAUAAGUUCAUCAAUUCACGUUUUUUAAUGUGAAAAUCGAAAAAUUUGUGGGUGACAAUCUUUUGCAUUUCCAGUGUCUGGCAUGUUGAGUGGUAGAAUUUAAUUACAAGAGUCCGUUUAUUACAGGUUGGCAAUAAUAAAAAUGACCAUUUCAGGUACAUUGUAGGUGUCCAUGUCCGCUUAAUAGAGAUUUCAUUUAAAGUAAAGAAGGGAAAUAAAUUUGGGGACUUCGGCUACUGUCCGCUUCAUAGAGGGUGUCUGCUUUAUAAAAUUCAUGAUUUGCAAUGAAGAAAUCCCCGACGCAAACACAAACUUUUAGCAGUAUCUUGCUUUGGGUGUUGGCAACGUUUGAAACCCCUGACUAGAUGUGCAUAAAUCUUCUUAUCAUACUGAGCCUUAACCCAGGAAUUGCUGAAUAUCACCCUCCAUAUUUUUCUCACUGCUCCCAUACAUUUCUUGUGAUAUUGGUGAGGAGAAUUUGUUUAAUAAUGAAGACCUUAGUACCCUGGUCCCAGAGGUUUUCCUUGAAAACCGAGCAAGCAAGAUGCAAAGCGGCGAGGAGGAAGAGAAACAAGGUUUUUCCCUCUCUCCUCCCCUCUUUGCAGCUCGCUCUUUCCUUUGUGAAGAAAAAAUUGAAGGAAAACCUCUGGGACCAGGGUACGUCCUUAGGUAGUUACAUGGUUUGAUUAUUCCCUGCUUUCUCAUGAUCUUAAGGUAAGUAGUGUAAUCAUGACUGUGAUCUUCAAAUAACAGAAUUCUGAUUACAAAAAACUUUUUUUUUUUGUAAUACUGAUAUUUUUGUUUAUGUUUUUAUUACAGAGUAUUUUUCAAACCCUGACUUACCCAGUAAAGUGGAAUUACAAGUUGCAGAGUUAAAUAGCAGACUUAAAAGAACAAACAGACCCUAAUGGUGAUAUCACAAAUAUCAGUGAAAUAACUUUUGCAUUUUUUAAGCUGUACUUGAUUUUAAAUAUGCUUCUGUAUAAUAUAAACUGGUCACUUUAUUUAAUUAAUCUGCCACUGUUUUUAAUCGUAAC
Molecule: messenger RNA, 3658 nt
Organism: Porites evermanni
Lineage: Eukaryota; Metazoa; Cnidaria; Anthozoa; Scleractinia; Poritidae
Source: the annotation of a GenBank genome assembly